Molecule: messenger RNA, 10106 nt
Organism: Menidia menidia (Atlantic silverside)
Lineage: Eukaryota; Metazoa; Chordata; Actinopteri; Atheriniformes; Atherinopsidae
Source: the annotation of a GenBank genome assembly
AUUAUUGUGAUAACAGAAAGUCCCUGAGCUCAUAUAUAAAGAACUGUGACACAUUUAGAGUUUCUUUCAUCCAUAUUUUGGAAUCUGCUGAGUGUGAUGUCGGUCUCCCUUUUUGAAAUGAUUUUGGCUCAAAGGCUAUAUGACAUAUGUCCUUUUUUUGCCUCAGGUGUCAGCCACAGAUGAGGACCGUGGUUCAUUUGGUGCCAUAGCCUACACCUUGACUUCAAGCAGUGGAGGCUUAUUGCUGGCACCCUUUACCAUCGACAAGGAGACUGGCCAGCUUUGCACAAGCACAGCUCUUGACAGGGAUGAGGGAUUGGACAAGUUUGAUUUGACGGUCACUGCAACAGACGGAGGUGGACUGAGUUCAGUAGCUCGUGUAAGAGUCACAGUGUUGGACAUUAAUGACAACAGGCCCAUCUUCUAUCCAGUCCUGUAUACUGUCAGUCUCAGUACCCAUAGUGCACCAGGUACCUCCGUCGUCAAGGUAACAGCCAAUGACCCCGAUAAUGGUGAAAAUGGCAGGGUGACCUAUCGCACUGUACCUGGAGGGGGCUCAACAUUCUUCACCCUUAACAAGGACACAGGAGUGAUUUCUCUCUCUCGCUCACUCCAUGGCAAAGCCAACACAGUCAUCUCCAUGGUGAUAUCAGCUGAGGAUGGCGGUGGUUUGACGGCACCGGUCAAUGCCCGGGUGAACGUGAGCGUGGUGGGUGGCUCUGUCGCAUCUCCGGUGUUUGAACAAGCACAGUACUUUUUCACCGUGCCCGAGGAUGUUCUGAGGGGAACAGCAGUGGGGACGGUCCGGGCUGCUACUAAGACAGGUAUAUCUAAAGGCAUCUUCUAUUCCAUCUCAUCUGGAGACCCUGAUGGCUAUUUCACAGUGGACAGUGCUUCUGGCACAAUUCGCACAGCUCUUCCUCUUGAUCAUGAAACCUGCUCCAGUCUUGACCUGGAGAUCCAGGCCCGCUAUGGCUCUCCUCCAGCCUAUGGAACCAGCCGUGUGCGCGUAACCAUCUCAGAUGUAAAUGACAAUUCCCCUGCCUUCCUCCCUUCCUCAUCAGAGUCCCUCCUUUUGCCUGAGAUCACCAAAAUGGGGACUGUCAUCUACCGUAUUCAGGCCACAGACAAAGACUCGGGUCACAAUGGCCUGCUGAGCUUUGAUUUAGUCUCUGCUGGAGCUGCGGGCAGCAGCGGCCAGAGGACGUUUGGUGUUGACCGCGGCAGUGGAGAAAUACGUCUAAUUGGAAGCCUCUCAUACGAGAGUGUGCCGCGAUAUGAUCUACAGGUGAUUGCCAAGGACGGAGGAGCCCCUCAGCUCAGCUCAACCUUCACCCUUGUGGUCCACAUACAAGCAGAAGAUGCACAAGGCCCCAAAUUUGACACCCUCACGUACCGAGUGGAGCUCCGGGAAAGCACACCCCUCAACACUCGUUUCCUCCAGGUCCGAGCACUCAACAGAGAGGCUUCUGGAAAUGGUGGGAGCUCAUCUUCUUCCUCCUCCCCCAUUUCCUACCGCCUCAGGCCGGACGGAGAUGCUGCCGGCUUCGGCAUCUUGCCAGACAGUGGUUGGCUGUUUGUUCGCAGCUCUCUGGACAGAGAAGUGAAAGACAUGUACCUGCUGACUGUUCUUGCCACGUCACGCUCCGGGGGAGCAGGGAGAACCGGCAGCGCAGCUGUCAGAGUGACUGUGACCGAUGAGAAUGACAACUCCCCGAGACUGAGCCAGGAGAGGGUGUUCCUGGCAGUAAGGGAGAACCUGCUGGCAGGGACAGGCUUUGGCAGAGUGUCUGCUACAGACAGAGAUGCGGGCCUGAAUGCUCGGCUCACCUACAAGCUGCUGCACUCAGACAGACACUUUCAGAUCAACUCGCAAACAGGCGAGAUCAGCACCCGCGUUGCCCUGGACAGAGAGCAGCAGUCCAGCUACCAGCUUAUUGUGGUUGUACAGGAUGGAGGUACCCCUCCCCGCAGUGCCACUGGUACCGCUCAUAUCACGGUGCUGGAUGAAAAUGACCAUGCCCCGGUUUUCUCUCAUGUCAGGCCUGACAGAGAACUGCUGUUUCAGGUAACUGAAGGCCUUCCGUCUGGCACUGUGGUUGGGACAGUGAUAGCCAAAGACCCAGAUGAGGGGGAGAAUGGAACCGUAUAUUACUCCUUAUCGGGCUCCAGAGCCGAGCGCUUCUCCCUCAACCCCACCAGCGGCGAGCUCAGAACCGCUUCCCCCUUGAGAUGGGCAGAACGAGCAGAGUAUGUCUUCACUGUGACUGCAGCUGACCACGGCACACCAGGCCUCAGCUCUGCCUGCCAGAUACGAAUACAGGUUCUCAGCUCCUCCAGGUCCAUCCCAAAGCCCAAUGUCCUUUCUAUGAUCCUGAACACGGUUGAAGGGGCCCCUCCAGGAUCGAUCAUCGGUUCGGUUCGCUCACGCGACCAGCAUGAGUCAGCUGUUCUGGAAGGCCAGGUGACCUACCUGGUCGUGGGAGGGACAGACCACGAUGGGACCUUCAUGGUAGACCGUUUAAAGGGUGACGUGUACCUGGUGCGUGAGCUGGACUACGAGAAAGGAUCGAGAUAUACGCUGCACAUCGAGGUGUCUGACUUCUCCCAGGCAUUUCCGAGCAGCCACCUUGUGAAACUGGAUAUCAACGUGCAGGACAGCAAUGACCAUGCCCCACAGUUUUUAGAAGACCCCAUUACCAUUGUGAUUGCCGAGAACUUAGAGCCAGGAACUUCUAUACACACAUUCCAGGCUGUGGAUCAGGAUGGCAGUGGACCAAACAGUGAACUCCACUACUCCAUUGAGCAUCACUGGCCUGACACUCCUGACCUCUUGACCCUUGACCCAACUAGUGGAGUCCUGAGCCUGGGACAGAAGUUAGAUCGUGAAACCACGCCCUCCCUCUACCUUGUGGUGCGGGCUACAGACCAGGCAGUGGAUCCCUCUCAGAGGCGGUGGGGAUCAGUGACCGCUCGACUGUUUGUAACAGAUGAAAAUGACAACGCUCCAGUUUUCAGCUCCCCAUCUGCGGUCAGCGUCAUGGAGGAUCAACCUGUAGGGUUUGUAAUCUUGUACGUUAUGGCACGAGAUGCAGAUGAAGGAGAAAAUGGCAGAGUGUCAUACAGAAUCCAAGCAGGCAACAGCGCUGGUCGCUUCAGUUUGAACCCCAACACUGGCUCUUUUUCCAUCCUUAAAGCUCUGGACCGUGAAGAACAAGACAUUUUCAAUCUCACAAUUGUUGCAGAGGAUCAUGGAAUACCUCAACUUUCCACCUCUCAGGUGCUAUGUGUGCAGGUCAUUGAUGUGAAUGAUGAGGCUCCAGUUUUUCAAAAAGCUGAGUUCGUGACCCAGGUGAUGGAAAACAAAGGACCGGGAACCACAGUGCUGACAGUAUCUGCCACUGACCGGGACCAAGGUUCCAAUGGCCAGAUAAGAUAUGGAGGUGUGACUGAAGAUGGCUUCAUCAUCCAUCCUAUGACAGGAGUCAUCACUACCACAAAGGAGCUUGAUGCAGAACUACAAGAUCACUAUACACUAACCGUGUACGCCCGGGAUGGAGGGGUUCCUCCUAACUUUGCAAAAGCCGUGGUCCGAGUUGAGGUGCAGGAUGUGAAUGACAACGCGCCAGCCUUUGCUAAGCUGUGGUAUGAACUUGAGGUGCCAGAAAACCAACCACCUGUGGAGCUUUGCUUUCUCAAGGCUACAGACCCUGACUCAGGUCCCGGGGGGGAACUGGAGUACAGAAUCACCGGUGAUCCUGAUCGGGAUUUCCAGCUACACACCAACACAGGAGCCCUAUCCACCUCACGUAGGCUGGACAGGGAGACAAAGGCAGAGUAUAAACUUGAGGUGGUGGCCGCGGACCGUGGCAGCCCGGCCUUCAGUGCCACUGUCACAGUGCAAGUCAAAGUUCUGGAUGUCAACGACAACAGCCCCGUCUUCAGCAAAAGCAGCUACACAGCAGAAGUUUCAGAGGAUGCUGCAGAAGGAAUCCAAGUGUCAGCAAAAGAUGCCGAUGAGGGAUUUAAUGGGAGGAUUCUAUAUUUCCUCAGCCAGGAGGCACAUGGAGCAUUUUCGGUGGACGAGAACACUGGUGUUAUCACCACAUCAGCCCCUCUUGACAGGGAACGACUGGCAUUGUAUAGCUUCCAGGUGUUUGCAGUGGAUCUUUCACCUGCUGCACCUAAGAACUCAUCUGCUCAGGUGACUGUCACUCUCAUUGAUGUCAACGACAACGCUCCCUUUUUCAUCCAAGAUCCAUUGAUCAUUGAAGUCUCUAGCAGACGUUCCCAGCGGGUCUUAGCCACCAUGAAAGCUGAGGACAAGGACUUUGGAGCCAAUGGUUCUGUGUUUUAUCGUUUUGCCACCCCAGUGAAGGGCUUUAGUAUCAACUCUCUUACUGGGGAAAUUCAGGCCACUCAACCACUGGGAGAGUUGACCCAGGCUCAGAGGACCCUGAUAGUGGAAGCCAUGGACCAAGGUAGCCCAGCUCAGUCUGCACAAGGAGUGGUGGUGAUUUAUGUUAAGGAAGUGGAGUACAGUGGCAUUAAAUUCUCUAGAAAUGCAAGAGAUGUCAGCAUACAGGAGAAUGCUGCAAAAGGAACAGCUGUUGCUCAAGCUCAGGCCCAAUAUCCAGAUGGUACACAUACAGGGAUUAGCUACAGCCUCUUCAGCGGAAACCGAAAGCAGGCUUUCACCAUCAGCUCCUCAACAGGUGAAAUCUGGGUUCAGAGCUCUAAGGGACUGGACUUUGAAGACACACCUAGACUCCGUUUAGUUAUAAAGGCUGCAACCAUGUCCUCCACAUCUUUCAUGGCUAUCAACUUGGUCCUGCAGGAUGUCAAUGACAAUCUUCCUCGCUUUCAUCUGCAAAACUAUGUGGCCUACAUGAAAGAAGCACAAGGAUAUGAAAUGCCAAUCAUACGGGUGGUGGCUGAGGAUGUGGAUCAAGGCCAAAAUGGUCAGGUGACAUACUCCAUUCAGUCAUCAAGCAUGAGCGGCCUGUUCAAGAUUGACCCUGUGACAGGAAGCAUCACCACAGCAGCUAUCAUGGACCGUGAGAUCUUUACACAGACCAAGCUAGUCGUUACUGCAACUGAUAGAGGAAGUCCACGAUUGGCUGGCUCAGCCACACUCACAGUGAUAAUUGUUGACCAAAAUGACAACAGUCCCACUAUACCCUUGCCCCAGGAGAUUCGCAUCCCUGAGAAUACUUUGAUAGGUACAGAGAUCACCCUUGUGACAGGCAAUGAUGUUGACUCCAGCCCAGCUCUCUCCUACUCCUUGCAUCUGGACCCAACAUCCUUAGGCAAGUUUGGGAUUCAUCGUUACAGUGGAGGCGUGUCACUCACCGGCCCUCUGGACUUUGAGGAGAAGACCUGGUACACCCUGACUGUUCAAGCUACAGACAGCCAGCACCAGACUGAGGCUAACAUUACUAUAGUGGUGGAGGACGUCAAUGACAAUGCGCCCGCAUUCACUCAUGACCUCUAUCAGAUUACGUUGCCUGAGCACACACCAGCUGGCAGUGCAGUUAUCACAGUAACAGCAACUGACAGGGAUUCCGGAGAGAACGGAAAAAUAACCUACAGAGUGAUGUCAUCAACUCAGGAGGGUUUCUAUGUUGAUCCCAACAAUGGAACCCUGUUCAUCAAUCACAGAGCUGAGUUUGAUCCUGAACGUCUUUCAGUCAACAUUGUUAUAGAAGCUUGCGAUGGAGGCUCCCCUCCUCUCUCCUCUCUGGCCACAGUUCAGGUUCAAAUCUCUGACGUCAAUGACAACGCUCCUGUGUUUCACCACUCAGAGUACAGGGCCACAGUUUCUGAGGACACCAUCCCAGGGUCAACAGUUUUGACUUUUGAGGCCUUUGACAGUGACCUCUCUCGGGAAAACUGUGGCUUCGACUUUGCCAUUGCCAACGGGAAUGAGGGAAACGUAUUUCAGAUUGAAAGCAGCGUGCGGUACCUGGAAGGGCGUGGCUUUCAGACAGUGGGAACUCUUCUGUUGGCUGAACUGCUUGACUUUGAGACCAAGCCAUUUUACAACCUCACUCUGGUGGUGUCAGACCGCGGUGUGCCCCAGAGGAGCUCCAAUGUGGCAGCAUUGAUAACCGUUGCUGAUGUGAAUGACAACCCUCCACUGUUCAGCAGAGCAGAAUACACUGUCUCUCUCAGUGAGGGAGCUCCUUCUGGCACUGAGAUUAUACGACUGACAGCUACAGACCCAGACUCUACUCCCAAUGCUGAGGUCCAGUAUAGUAUCAGCUCUGGUGAUGAGGUUAACUUGUUUUCUAUUGACCAGUGGACCGGUGCCUUACGCAUUCAGAGAGCACUUGAUCGUGAGCAUCAAUCAACACAUAUUGUCAUUAUUCAAGCCACAGAUGGACUGGGUCACUUUGCUCUUGCUCCUGUCAUUGUUGAGGUCAAAGAUAUAAAUGACAACCACCCAUUUUUCCCCGUGGAGGUCCUGACAGCAAGUAUCAGAGAAAACCAACCAGCAAACUCAGCUGUGACUGUUCUUCAUGCCAUAGACCAUGACACAGGAGUUUUUGGCCAACUUAAGUACUACAUGGUGGAGAGGUCGGGGGCUGGAAAAGACAGCUUUGCUGUUGACCAGAAUUCCGGAGAAAUACGGAGCAAAAUUCCAUUUGACUUUGAGAAGAUCAACUCAUUUAAUUUUGUGGCAUUGGCGGUAGAUUCAGGCAACCACUCAGCCACUGUGACUGUACAGGUGUUCGUCACAGGUGAGGAUGAGUAUGACCCACUUUUCACAUCCAAUGAUUUUUCUUUUGAAGUCCCAGAGGGAGCCAAGAAGGGCCAGAGCAUUGGCCAGCUCCAAGCAGAUGAUGAGGAUGGAGGAGUGGAUGGCAUCGUUCUUUACUCUCUAACCUCCAAUUCACCAUUUUUUGACAUAAACAAAACCACUGGGGUGAUUUUCCUCAAGUUGGACAGUUCAGGCAGCAGCGCUGGGUCUGGCCGGGCUAAACAUGAAACUAGGACAAUGACCCUGGAUGUAAAAGCUCACAGUCCCCUAGACACAUCUCGCACUACAACGGCCCAGAUUUCCAUCGAUGUUACCAACACCAACUUUGGCCUGGCUGCCGACGUCAACAUCCUGCUUAUUAGCAUAAUUGCUGUGUCUCUUGGGUUUAUCAUAUUACUUGUAGUCAUGGCUGUUGUAGUGUUCCUGGUCAAGUCACGCAGGAGGAAGAAAGGUCAGGAUACAGGAAACCGCACUGUUGCCUCAGGAACUGCCAUGAAGAAACUUGACGAGUGCAACCCAGGACCAGGAGGAGAUAAUAUCUAUCACCAAGCCUUGCCAGGUUAUUCUGGAGAACAGGGUGGGGCUGGUGGAGGACCCUACACUAGAGGAGGCUCCUUGGAUCCAUCUCACUCCAGUGGAAGAGGAUCAGCCGAGGCAGCAGAAGAUGAUGAAAUCAGAAUGAUAAAUGAGUACCCCCGUGUAGCCUCCAUCACUUCGUCCAUGCAGGAACACAUCUCGGCCAGAGGGCCAGACUCUGGAAUCCAGCAGGAUGCUGACCAGCUCUCUGAUAUCUCCUGUGAACCUGCCGCUUUGGAGGGCAGUACCUGGUUCAAAGGCAAGAAACUGGGAGGCAGUCUUAGUGGGACAUUGCUUUCUGGACAGCUCCCUGUCUAUAGGGAUGAGGGAGGAGGUUACCUGGGAGUAGGCCGUGGAUUGAACAUUUCGCUUCCCAAGGACUAUGCCUUCCCUGAGGAUGGAAAACCUUCUGUGGAUGGUUCCCUCACCGCUAUUGUUGCCAGUGAUGAGGAACUUCGUGGGAGCUAUAAUUGGGAUUAUCUUCUUAACUGGUGCCCACAGUUCCAACCUCUUGCUAAUGUCUUUACAGAGAUUGCCAGGCUGAAAGAUGAAACUGCUCAGCAGAGUCAAAACCCUCGCCAACCCUUCCAACCCAAACCGAAAAUAGAUCCUAAACCAAGAAUUGACCCUCCACCACUUAUCACAUCAGUGGCCCACCCGGGUGCCAUGUCAGUUCCUCCAAAAGUUCCUGUGAUUGGGCGGACAUUCCCCCAUUUGGCCUCACUCCGCAGGUCCCCUAUAAGUCACGAGGGAUCAAUUUCAUCUGCAGCAAUGUCACCAAGUUUCUCCCCUUCAUUGUCUCCACUGGCUGCCAGAUCUCCAGCUGUUUCCCCAUUUGGAGUUAACCAAGGGCCCUCAGCGUCCAUGAUCAGCACCAGGGAGCCAUCACUAGACCACAGUCCCGAUCACGAGAUGAGAAUAUGAACGAGAUACCACCGAAACUUUCAAGAAAGAUAUUUAAGAUAGACUGAUGUUGUUUUGUAAGUUAGUUGUCGUGUGACUGAAGGAUUCCUAAAAUGCCCUGAGAGACAUUUGUUCCAGGCCUAUUGCCAGUGACUUAUGGGCAAUAAAAUCGCUCACAAAGACAAACUUAACCUUCUGCUGUUUGAAUAUUUUCAUUACUUCUUCCAGUCAUUGGCAGAGUUGCAGGAACACACAAAAGUGGAAAUGUACUUGGUUUGACAAGACCAGUUCACACUUCCAUUUUCACCGAGACGCAGGUCUCCAUGAACUGAUCAGGGUCAGGAGGUAAACUGAACUCUACGUGGGAGCAUGUACUCACCGAGCCCUGCAGUCAGAGAUCCCUUAGUGUGUAGAUAAAUAAUUGUGUAGUUUUCUUGUUACCUCACUGGCUGGCCAGAGAGCUAAGGACCUUGUCCCUCUCUUUGUGUCUGUGGACAUUUUUUACACAACAGUAUUAAACUCCCGCAAUGGCUGCUUUCGAAAUGGCCUCGGGACACGGGCAAAAAAAACUGUGUUCACAAGGACUCCAACGAAAUGAAUUGCCAAGUCAUAGCCCAGUUGGAGAGUGAUUGAGAUUGUCGUUUUUUUUCUCACCAAUACAAAUGACCCCUCUUUUGGUUUUACUUUUAUUUUUAUAUUUUUGUAUGAUUUAAGAACUAUUAUUUUACCAUGAGAGGUUAUUGGUUUUGUGUAUUUGCAUAUAUGUAUAUGAGUAUGUAUGCAGGCUAUGCUAUGUACUGUAAGUGUCUCUUGUGACAGUUCUGAUGUGUGUGCGUGGGAGAUAUUUGUUUUUAGCAUUAUUUAUACGAAAAGAUGAUUUUCCGCCACAAUUCGACAAUAGGAAACAGAGCACAUGAUGUGUUGUUACCUUAAGAUGUGUUCCUUUUUUUUGUCAAAGUGUUGAUCAUCCCAAAAUCAAAACAGCAGCUGGAUAAAAAUCAGUCGCCAAGAAAUAGAUGCCUGCUUUUCCAGUUGAUCAUUCAGCCGUGGUGUGCCCUUUUGCAUAAUGGCAGAUUAAUUGUUGAUGACCUCCUUUGUGAAAUUGUGCUUCCUUAACUCAGCUACACCAGUCAUUAGUUUAAAUGUUUUACUGUGAAGUGGUGCAUCUCAGCUUAAUGGAAACAGCAGGAACACAGUGCUGAGAUUCUCUCUGGAAAGUGGCAUACGUUGGAGAAAUGUAGCAUAUGAGCCAAGCAAGUGGGAAGCAAAACCCCUCAGUGCAUGAAUGUACAAUGAUUAAGCAACUGGUGCAGUAUUUAUAUAACUUGUUAAGUCUCAUUUUUGUUUGUUUAUUUCAUUAAUAAUUAUCUUUAGCCACAAAAAUGAGGUAUUUUCAGGUCCCACAUGUUUUCACUCAUCUGCACUGUUUCUCAUAUUCAAGUUUUGUAAGCCAAAGGUCUCUGAGAGUAUCUUUGUCCAUCUUUCAUGUGCAUUUAUUAUUCUGGCCUGUUUUUUAUUAAAUGAGGCAAGCGUAGUGACAGAAUGUCUUCUUGUUUUCAAGAAAUGGCUUAUACCCUUGUUCUGUGAUCAACUUACCCCACCAAGAAGCCUUGCACAAAGCUGGCACUGGUUUGGCUUAAGGCUACAUACGCCAUCAGCCAAACUCUUGCACAAAACGUUCUUGAGCUGUUGUCAUAUUGAAAAUUUCUGGAAAGGAAAGCCUCAAUUUUAGGUUCAAUGACUGAUCCAGCGACUGAUCUAAGCCAGUGACUGAUCAAUGGAGAUAUGUCCUAAAAAAGAGCUGUACAUGUAUUCAAAGCAAAUAAUAAAUUCCUACUGAUCUCUUUUGGCAAACCGGAGUUGG